This is a messenger RNA of Naegleria fowleri, 432 nucleotides long. RefSeq lists its product as uncharacterized. NCBI's taxonomy places the organism in Eukaryota, Heterolobosea, Eutetramitea, Acrasida, Naegleriidae. The record is from RefSeq and is a predicted model, not a curated record. Gene Ontology annotation, cellular component: nucleolus. The transcript has a single exon. The coding region runs from base 1 to 432 and encodes 143 amino acids.
AUGGUCAGCAAGAACUCAACAGGUUCAAUCUCAUCAUCACAGCCCAACAACAACAGCAAACAGAGAUCUAGAGAGGAUAAUGUACUGCACAAUCAAACAACAUCAUCCUCGGACACAGAAGCAAAACCUCAAACAAAAUCAACUUCGGAUUCUUACAAUAACGUUAUUCGUGGAGCGUUGAAAUUAAAGGGAAGAAUUUCAAAACCGACUAAAACACAGUCAUUCUCAAAACAACAUGCGAUGAAAGAAGAAUUAGAACAACGAAUAGAGAUUGAAAAAACAGAAGCAGAAGCUAGAUUUGAACAGAAAAUGAUGGAGACCAAAAAGAAAUUGAUCAAAGAAAAAGCUGAAAAGUCAUACCGAGAGAAAAUUAAUGAAUUCAAUGAGAAGAUUUCUAAAUUGAGUGAAUAUCACGAUAUUCCAAAGGUGUAA